This is a messenger RNA of Aricia agestis (brown argus), 842 nucleotides long. RefSeq names its product protein obstructor-E. The record is from RefSeq and is a predicted model, not a curated record. Gene Ontology annotation, cellular component: extracellular region. The transcript has 5 exons. Lineage: Eukaryota; Metazoa; Arthropoda; Insecta; Lepidoptera; Lycaenidae. Bases 63 to 782 code for a protein of 239 amino acids. Gene Ontology annotation, molecular function: chitin binding.
UCGUCGUAGGGGUCGGUCCACUAUCUAGUCAAAUAUUUUAUUUAAAAAAAAAGAAAAUAAUUAUGAAAGUGUUCAUCGUUCUGGCGGCAGUCGCCGCUCUUGCGAGUGCACAGUCGUCGUUCAAGUGCCCCGCCAAGGACGGCCAGUACGAGGAUGAGAGACAGUGCGACAAGUUCUAUGAGUGUAGAGACGGCAUCGCCACCACCAAGCUUUGUCCCGACGGCCUGGUGUUCGACCCCACCAUCCGCAAGAUUAACAAGUGCGACCAGCCCUUCAACGUAGACUGCGGUGACAGGACUGAGCUGCAACAAGCCAAGUCCAACCACAACUGCCCGCGCCGCAACGGCUUCUUCGCCCACCCCGACCCGACAGUCUGCGACAAGUUCUACAACUGUAUCGAGGGAGAGUUCAUCGAGGUGCCCUGCACCGCUGGUCUCCACUUCGACGAGUACUCCGGCACCUGCGUCUGGCCCGACUCCGCCGCACGAACCGGAUGCUCCGCCGUAAACAAGAAGACCAAAGAAGGUUUCGAGUGCCCCAAGGAGCCGCCAGUCGACAAUCAAGGUCAAGCCGUCGCCCACCCCAAGUACCCCCACCCCACUGACUGCCAGCGGUUCUUCGUGUGCCUGAACGGCGUUGAGCCCAGAGACCUCGGCUGCCAGGUCGGAGAGGUUUACAACGAGGAGAGCCAACGGUGCGACGCCCCUGAGAACGUCCGCGGAUGCGAGGACUGGUACAAGGACGCCGAGGAGACCGCCCAGCCCACCAAGGCGAGAUCCUGAGCUAGUGAUAGUUUAAGUUACUCUAAGACUUGAUAAGUUAAUUAUAUUAUAAGAAAACAA